AUGAGCAUUCCACUGACCAUAGCGUUGACUUACGACCUGAAGUCAGACUACGAUUGUCAUGCGUUCACGAAAGAGGACCUCGCAGAGCUCGACACCGAAGAAGGCAUCUCCGCCAUUGAGAGCGCUUUGCAAAACUGCGGGCACAAGACCGUCCGUGUCGGUAACCUGACACUCCUGGUGGCUGCUUUGUCCAAAAAUGAGCACAAAAACUGGGAUCUGGUCUUCAAUAUGUGCGAAGGCAUGCACGGGAGUGCUCGAGAAGCCCAAGUACCGACACUGCUCGAAGCAUACCAGAUACCAUGCACUUUCUCAGAUGCUCGCGUGCUUGGUAUCAUACACGACAAAGCCCUCACCAAGACAGUUCUACAGCAGCAUGAUCUACCCACAGCAGCUUUCACGGUGAUACCGGCGAACGAGCACUUUCCAGGCUGGUCGGCAUCGGAAUGGCUGUCGAAACUUCGAGGAUUUCGAGACCAUCAAACAUUCCCGGUCCUGUUUCUCAAGCCUAAUUCAGAAGGCUCUUCGAAGGGUGUGUAUGACUUCUCGAGAGUCAGUACGCCUGAGGAGGCCAAUGCUUCCGUCAAAAGGCUCAGGUCGAUGUCGCCAAAAACGGACAUACUUGUGGAAGAAUGGCUUGGUGGGCGAGAGUUCACUGUCUCUUUGCUGGGAGGUCAAGCCAAUGCCCAGGUGCUGGGUACGAUGGAGGCGGUCUGGCAUGCCUCUAGCAUCGGCUUCUGGAGCUGCCACUUGAAGAAUGAGACUGUAAACGGUCAGGGCUAUACGCAGCCCCUGGUUAGAAGUACAGACGAUCCCUUGGUUGCGCAAGUCGAGAGCGUGGCCCUGCAAGCUUGGAAGCUGAUUGGGUGUCGGGAUGCAGGUCGCGUAGAUGUACGAUGCAAAGGCUCGGGAGCUGAUGCAAAGCCAUACAUCAUUGAGAUCAACGCUUUGGCAGGACUGACGCCUAAUUACUCCCAGCUUCCCGAAACUGCCGAGCAUGUGGGAAUGAAGCACCAUGAAUUAAUCGAAACGAUCGUGGAGAGUGCAAGAAAACGAACCGUAGCACAGGUGCAAUCGAUUGCGUAA
This is a messenger RNA of Fulvia fulva, 1083 nucleotides long. RefSeq lists its product as uncharacterized. NCBI's taxonomy places the organism in Eukaryota, Fungi, Ascomycota, Dothideomycetes, Mycosphaerellales, Mycosphaerellaceae. The transcript has 2 exons. The record is from RefSeq and is a predicted model, not a curated record. The coding region runs from base 1 to 1083 and encodes 360 amino acids. Gene Ontology annotation, molecular function: D-alanine-D-alanine ligase activity; ATP binding; metal ion binding. Gene Ontology annotation, biological process: peptidoglycan biosynthetic process.